AUGGAUGGAACCCACCUCGCGCCAUCUCUAUCAGCGUUCCGACUCCCCAUCGACGGCGUAGAGUUGGCGUUGUGGUCUCUUGCGGCAGCACUCAUCGUCCUGCUUGUUUUCGUAUUCGUCAACAGAAGAGGACGGUCUACGAGAGGCAGUGCCCUGUUGCUGGUGGGAUGCCAAGAUGCGGGAAAGACAGCCAUCUUGUCCACUUUGGUCUACAAACAGACGCUGCCCACCCAUGCCUCGCUUCAAACCAACCAGUCUAUAGUGAGCCUGUCUCCACAAGGGAAAAGCAUACGCGCUCUCGACGUUCCCGGACACCCUCGCGUCAGAGAUCAAUACAAGGAUUUCUUGCCAGACGCAGGGGCGAUUGCCUUCGUCAUCGACGUUAGCACCAUCUCGCGAAACGGAGCAGCUGUCGCCGAACACCUUCACAAUGUCCUUCACGCCUUGACUUCAUUGCCUCCUUCUCAAACUCCCCCGGCGCUCCUCAUCGUGGCUCACAAAACAGACCUUCUCCAAAGUUCGGCCACACCUUCUUCUUCUCCAGGCGCGUUUGCUAUCACCAGAGUCAAAACUAUCCUAGAACGAGAGCUUGAGAAGCGUCGGUCUUCUCAAUCUAAUGGGGUGGGGAUAGAGAAUCUCGGCGAAGACGGUGAGACAUCAGACAUAGGCGGCUUGGAGUGUGCUGGCAACGGUCCGUUCAGAUUUGACGACUGGGAAGGGGGCGAUGUGUCUUUCAUUGCUACCUCAUGCAAGGUUACGAAACGUAACGAAACCUCAGAAAAGACGCUAGAUGAAAACGAGGGCCUGACUCCCCUCUUGGAAUGGUUAGAGGACACUUUCUGA
Pleurotus ostreatus (oyster mushroom) is the source of this 843-nucleotide messenger RNA. RefSeq lists its product as uncharacterized. The coding region runs from base 1 to 843 and encodes 280 amino acids. Lineage: Eukaryota; Fungi; Basidiomycota; Agaricomycetes; Agaricales; Pleurotaceae. The record is from RefSeq and is a predicted model, not a curated record. The transcript has 4 exons.